AAGGGGACGAGAGGUCAGCGGGCAUCGCUGCGCUGGCGGCUGCGCGGCCCGCACUGUGCCUGCCCUCCUCCCCGGCCGCGAGUGUAUUUGCCCGCAUAACCGCGUGUGAUGCACGGCAACGUCCCCGGGCCGAGCGCCUCACCCCAGAGCUCGGGUUGGGCCGAAGGAAGGUGAACUGAUAGCGGUCUGACCGAUGCCGUGCUGCGUUUCGUGGUUAUUCAUCCUCAUCUGAAGCUGCGGCACGCCGCUUCAAGAACUUCAUAUAAACACAUGAGAGAAGAUGACAAGAUCUAGAUCGAGAUCACCACGAUGGAAGCAAAGGUCCUUAUCUCCAGCAUUUAGGAGUCCAGAGCACCACAGGCAAAGGCACGCUCAUGUUAAUUAUGACUGUGAAUAUAAAAGCUUUCGUAAGGACCUAAAGAAACCUAUGACUUGGAGAACAGAUGAUGAAAAAUAUGGACAAAGCAAUUCCAGGUUUGCACCUCAUGGAAAUAAUCACCAGAGAAUGUAUGAACGUAGAUCACCUUCACCAAACCUGAAAAGAAUUCCCAUGGAAGAUGCUUACAGUCAUAAGCCCUACAGAACACAUUCAUCGGAAAGAACUGAAGGCAAUAGGAGAUGUCAGUUACCACCAAAAUACUCAGAAAUACCAUAUAAGGAGCACAAUCGAUCAUUUUACCACUACAAAAUGGAAGAAAGAUACACGUUUGAACACUACAAAGUCACUGGAAAUGAAAAAGGAAUUAAACCUUUUCACAGACCGUUAGGGGCUUCAUGUAAAUUUGAAAGAAAAUGGCAUGAAGAUGACUUGAGGCACCAGAGAUUACAUGAAGAGAAGUAUGGUCAGUCACCCAGAAGAGUUUCUGAUGAAUUUACGUCAAGGAGCUCUUUACAGAAGAGGUAUCCUGAAGAUCACGAUUACAGAGAAUAUGGGCACACGUCUAAAAGGGCUAAAGAAAUGGAGAGAUAUGACGGUGGAGAAGUAGCAAGAAAUUCCAAGUGGAAGCAAGAGCGUUCUUUUCCACCCUACCAAGAAAAGGAGGAGCAAAGAAAUCUGGGUGCCCAGUCUCACCGAUCGACUGAAAGGGAGUACUCGGAGGGAUCUGUCACAAAGAUAGCCUAUGAAUACAAUCACAAACGGCGUAGGCACCUGGAUGGGGAAAAGUCUUUUGCAGAUGAUAGAGCUCAGAAGUACGCGAAGCAGGAAGAUCAGAAAUACGGAUCUUCUAAGGGUGCCUGGAAUAGCAAAAAGUUAGAUUACUUUAGUGGUGGAAGAGCGAGACAGACUGAAGAAGGGCAUGUUGAAGUCCCCGCUAAAUAUAGUUCAAAGAAGGGCUGCAAUGCUUGUGUUAACUCUUCUAAAAUGGAUGCUGAUGUGAGACCCUUUAAAAACAAGCAGAAGGAAAGAGUAAGGAAGGAAGGGGAACUCAGGAGAAAAGGAGAUUCUUCCAGUAGCCAGCAUGAUUCAAGUCAUACUGUUUCAGAUGUGAAAAUAUCAGAUGUCAACUGUAGGAGGGAACAUCUCACAAUCAAAGUGGAUAUGAAGAAAAUGGUGAACAGGUACAGGGCUGCUUCUAGUCAUACUACAGACAGACAGAUGUCACAUGAUCUGGUUGCUGUUGGCAGGAAAAAUGAAAGCUUUCAUCCAGUGUUUGAGCACAUGGAAUCUGUAACACGAGGUGUUGAGAGCGACCCGUCACGAGAAUUUACUCAGGAAAUCAUCACAAUUAUCCAUCAAAUUAAAGCAAAUUAUUUUACAUCAUCCGACAUAACUCUGCAUGAACGGUUCUCAAAAAUCCAGGAUAAACCAAUUCCAAAUAUGAAUGAAGUUAAAAGAAGUUUGGAUCCAGAAAUUCACAGGAGGAUUGACAUGUCUUUAGCAGAACUUCAGAACAAACGAACUGUCCCAUCUGAAUCUCCUCAGAACAUCGUAAGAGUUUUAGAAGAUCCAAAUGAUCUACGCCACGAUAUAGAAAGGAGAAGAAAAGAGAGAUUGAAGAAUGAAGAUGAGAGAGCAUUUCAUACAGAUGGUACAGCUCCAAGGAAUCAGCAAAGCUGCAGUUUUUCAAGAUUACAGAACUCUCAACUUGAAGGCUUCCAAAAGCCCAUGAGGUUCAUCAAGCCACCUUUCAGGAAAUUUAUUGGGAAACCUCACCUGAACUCUUACUAUUCUUCAAGAACAAAUGAUACGUUCCCGCAUAGACAUAUUAGAGGACGCCUUGAGAACACAGGUCCCAUCAGGAGACCCUUUAAGGAUUUUUCCUGCCCAUGCUGUUGCUGAAGCCUGCUUAAGGAAGAUGAUCUGACACUCAAGAGCCUUCCUUGGCUGAAUAUUAAAAAUAUACUAAAUUCUUCUUCCUGAUUAAUAAAAUUGAUGAAUUCUAACCAAAUAAAAAAAAAAAGAAGGGGAGUUGUUAGUAUAUGGUCUUGCAAAAAGUUUAACAUUCUGCAGAAAAAAAACACUUUAGAGCAGCAGUUUCAUAAAAGAUCUGAAGAAAUCUUACAAAGAUUAAAAGAUCUCUUCUUUAAAAAGACUUUAAACUGUUGACUGUGAUUCAUUUCAGUUGGUACAUGUAUGGUAAUUUUCUGAACUAAACUUCAUUCUGUAAUUUACACAGUCCUGUGUAUUAAUGGCUUGCUCAAUCUCCCACAUCCAGCAGCAUUAGGGAAGAGAACAGGGAGAGCGAAAGCAAGAGAACUCACGGGAUGAAAUGAAGAUCAUAGAAUGGUCUGGGUUGAAUGUGGAGGUUGGUGGCCCUGCCUGUGAAGGGGCGGAUUGGAGACUCAUGAUUCUUGAGGUCCCUUUCAACCUGGGCCGUUCCGUGAUUCUGUGAAAAUCAUCUAGUUUCAACCCUCCUGUGAUGUGCUGGGUUGCCAGCCAUGAGACCAGGCUGCCCAGAGCCACAUCCAGCCUUGCCUUGAAUGCCUCUAGGGAUGGGGCAUCCACGACCUCCUUGGGCAACCUGUUCCAGUGCGUUACCGGAGUUAAGGAAAGGAAAGGUGAAGGAAAAAGAAAUGAUGCAAAGGCAGUUGCUUACCGUAUCCCACAGGGAGACUGAUGCUCAGCCAGCCUCCAGGCAAUGGCUACCUACCCUGAAGUUCCCUCUCCUCAGUAUUAUUACUAAGCAUGAGCAUGGAAAUCCUCUGGUCAGUUUGGGUAAGUUGUUCUGACUAUAUCCAGGCUGUGUCCCCUCAUAGUGCUUGGCCUGGCCAGCUUGUUGGGAGGCAGACUGAAAGAAGAGAGAGUAGUAAUGCUGUGCAGAUACUGUUCAGCCGCAGCCAGAAACACUGCUUGUUGUCUGUACUGUGUCAGUCACCAAUUGAAAACCAUGGCCCUGUGUGGACUGCUGUGAAGAAAAUUGACUCUGCCCUACCCAGACACAGGACAGUGGUAACAUAUUAGCUCUUACACACUUCUCAGAGCUUGAAAGCCAUUGGUUCAUAGGCAGUGUGAUUAGCAUUGAUUAUAAAAUGGUCCUGAUAUAAUAUUAGAUGUCACUUCAGCUUUUUUUCCUUAGGCUGAAACGUAGUUGUUUUUCAUUCACCUUAGAUUAUCUCAUUUUACUCUCAACUGUGUGUGACUGCAGUUACCUAUGUACCAAUUAUAUGAUCUGUUAACUGUUUCUGCAUCUGAUUCUGCCCUGCUAAUAGUACCUCUGUUCCUCAUUCUCCCUGCUUGUGUAGGUGCUUGAGUUGAAACUGAAGUGUAUGUAUAAUCUCACUUUCAAUAUCUUGCACCUUUUCUUCCUUUCUUAGUUGUUCUGCUCCUUUGCUGCACGCUGUGCGAAUGCAGCAAGCAGACCUCUGAGGCCUCCUUGGUAGCCUCCUAUGUCAGAACAGAGAACUACAGCAGCUGUGGGAGAAAUGAGGACCUCUGCUGUUAACUGUAUUCAGUGGCUUAAUAUAGCACUGCAAACGCCCUUCAGCUUCCCCUGUGGUAGGCGUGUAUCUACUUAAGGAAUUUACUUGCACCUAAUUGUGUUGUUUGGACUCCGAUGCCUUUUCAGUAGAGGGGUUAGAUAGCAUUUAGUAGCCUUCUCCAAGUAUGUCCUUUGCCUACAAGCACCGUGAGAGUGACGCUAAGGAACUGAUGGGGCCAGCUUCAUGGUUAUCUCUACGUAUUAGGUGGCUGAAAUGAUUUUUUUUUUUGAAAUGACAAACUGUGUUUGCAUUGAGGAACCUCUGUUCUGUACAGUCCUUAGCUGUUCUUCAGCUAUACAGUGGAGAAACUGGUAUCAAACUUAACACAACCUCAGAGCAUGUGAUUUUUCUUGAAGUGAUCCUUACUCUGACUGACUUCACCAGAGCAAUUAGGUCAUGCUCAGGAAAGGCUCUUUUUCUGUUGUUUAAUUCUGUCUUAUACUUUAAAGCUGUUUGUAAAGCGUGACAGCUAUUUUAUAUCAAUGCAGUGUUUCCUUUUUAUGUAGGAACUUUUUUUUUUUUAUACACUCUGGAUGGGAAAAAGCUUUAAAGGGUGAACAUCUACAGGAAUUUUUUUCUGUUACUACCACAUUUCAAAACUUUAAACUGCAUUAUUGGAAAAUCAGGCAAAAUUACAAUGAACUUUUCUGAGACUUCAUAGCUUGUUCUGUUGGAGAUUGGAGUGCUUAAUUAUAAACAGAUUUUUAUUCUUUGAACUGCUGCUGUCAGUGUUGAUCUUCCUAUAUUGCUAUUUCUGUGAAUUUAUAAUUCCCUCACCAGUGAACUGUUACAUCUGUUCCCAUGCUAGGUUAGCAUACAGUAUUUCAGUCUGGGGGUGAUAAAAGAACAGAGUAAGGGAAGUAAUUCUGUGGUCCUAUGGUCUGAAGAUCUAAAUAGUCAUGCUAACUUCUACUUAGCAUAACUUUUUUUAAGUUCAACACAUUUGCCUGCUGCAGGCCUAUAUCAGUGAAUUUGGUAGCAAGCAAGGUGCUUUUUUUACUUUCUGUUGUUGAUGUUUUCCUUUUAUCAAUUUCUGUUUUUCUGUAACAGUGACAAUUUCAGAUGUUUUAAACGGCGAAUGUAAUGUGGCAGUUACUGGAUCCAGUGGUAGCUGGUGUUCUAAGGAAAGUAAGCUGUAAAUAAGGAAGAGGCUCAGUACUUGCUAUUGCAUAUUCUUGUUCAAUACUGUCGGUUUUGUGUGUAUAUAUGACUGUAAAUGCCAGCUAUUGAGUUUUGGUGCCCUUCUUCCUUCCCUUUCCCUACCG
This is a messenger RNA of Meleagris gallopavo (turkey), 5186 nucleotides long. The record is from RefSeq and is a predicted model, not a curated record. NCBI's taxonomy places the organism in Eukaryota, Metazoa, Chordata, Aves, Galliformes, Phasianidae.